Messenger RNA from Xiphias gladius (swordfish), 2612 nucleotides. RefSeq names its product fibrinogen alpha chain-like. Gene Ontology annotation, biological process: platelet activation; blood coagulation; protein polymerization. The transcript has 12 exons. Gene Ontology annotation, cellular component: fibrinogen complex. Gene Ontology annotation, molecular function: signaling receptor binding. NCBI's taxonomy places the organism in Eukaryota, Metazoa, Chordata, Actinopteri, Istiophoriformes, Xiphiidae. The record is from RefSeq and is a predicted model, not a curated record. The coding region runs from base 297 to 1838 and encodes 513 amino acids.
ACUACUCGCAGGGUUGAUGGUUCAAUACCAGGCUCGUUUUGUCCACAUGUCUGUGUCCCUGGUCGAGACAACCGAACCCCAAAUUGCUCCUGUUGUACAACAAACGGCCUCCACGUCGAUCGGUGUCGGCAGCUUGGAGUUUCUCAACUCUGGAUUUGACCUGCCGGACUUUUCCAAACCCCGAUGAGUCACAGGUUUGUCAAACUGAGCCGGGAGGCUUCAAAUGACCCGACGGCAGCGUUAGAGGAGCAUUCAGCAACCGGGCUUCACGCAGAGGAAGGACGGCAGAAACAAAGAUGGAACUACUCAAUGUCCUCGUCUGUCUGAGUUUAAUCGGUGUGGCUUCAACUCAGGAAGGGGUAGUCAAUCCCAGAGGAAAUCGUCCCGUUGAGCAUGGCACGAGAUCCGAGAAGUGUGCAAAUCAGAUAGAAUGGCCCAUCUGCACAGACGAUGAAUGGGGCUUUAAAUGCCCGUCGGGCUGCAGGAUCCAGGGUCUGAUGGAUAAAUACGACCACGACCUCCUGAAGAGGAUCGAGAAGAUCCGCAACCUCCUGGAUCAGAACAAUGUCAAGUACCGUUCCACUGACCAAGUGUCCAAACAGACCUAUGACAGCCUGAAGGACAAACUCAUCUCUGGCGCUGGAGGUGAUAACAACUACUACAGCUUGGCCCAGGGUCUUCGUGAGAAAAUCAUAACCAUGAAGAUCAAGAUCGACAGACAGCUGAGCGUCAUGGCCACCUUGAAGGAUCGCAUCAAAGACCAGGUCGUCCAGAUGCAGAGGCUGGAGGUGGAUAUCGACAUUAAGCUUCGUUCCUGCAAAGGAUCCUGCAGAGGCUACUCCGAGCACCAGGUGGACCAUGAGAGCUACGUGGCAUUGGAGAAACAGGUUAACCAAAUGAACUCCCAGUCACACCAGAUAACAGAGUCUGUGGGGACACUGUACGUGAUGAAGAGCAGGCCGCUAAAGGAUGCGGAGAAUGUGGACAACAUCUACAAGUCCGGCAUCACAUCCGCAGCGGCAGCACAGCAGAGAGACGAUAUUUUCCUUGAUGUGAGGAACGUCCAUUUGACCCUAGAGGAGGAAGGCUCCAGCUCAUCCCCAGCAACCAUCUCCAAGGUCCCAGUGUGUAUGAGCCUGAAACAGAAGAAUCAAGAUGGCCGACACUCCCUCAGUCACACGCGGACCUACAGAAAGAAACGGUGUCAAGUGAAAUCGGACGUCCCUCUGUGUUCGGAUGAUGACUGGGUUUCUAAAUGCCCUUCUGGCUGCAGACUCCAGGGUUUGAUCUCACAGAUGGAGAGCGAAACAGAGAGCAAACUGUGGAAGGUGUGUAAAACAGCAAAGAUGUAUGAGGAUGCAGCUGAGAAGUCCAUGGCAGAGAUGACACACGUCUACAACUCCAACCGUAGAGUCGUAGUCAACAGAUACAUGUCAGAGCUGAAGUUUGUAGAGCAUGCAGAAGAUUUGGCCAGGAAUCUCACGAGGCUCGUGAAUCGCUCGUCCAGUCUGUCGCAGCAACUCGAGGAACUGGACAGCAAGGUCAAGGAACAGAUUGAGGACUUGUAUCGAACAGAGGUGGACACUGACAUGAAGCUGCGAGCCUGCCGCGGGUCCUGCCGGUCAUCACUGCCGUUCACUGUCAAUCAUCCCAGUUAUCAGACACUUCAAACUGACGUGGACAACACUCUCAACAAGAGAAGCAGGGCCCCUAUGCCUCCUAAAGAAAUCCCACAUCUCACGCUGCAGCCUGUAGAUGUAGACCCGGCACCUUCUGCAGAAUAUAAGACCUUCCCAACAGUCCAGAGAGAAUUGUUGACAUCGGACAGAAUCAGUUAGUUUUGCAGGAGCCGCAGGGGGACUCUGCAGACGUGGAGCUUUUUAAUCUUGCUGAGCUGGAUUGAAAGAGUUUUACAGUUUACAAAGGAAGCAAGAGAAGAAUGGGUGUUUCUUUUCCAUUUCAACAGCACUUUUUACCCUGGUUUCUAAAGGGCUCAUUCAAAUUAACAGGUUUGUUUUUUUGGUUUUUGGUUUUUUUGUGUAUGAUUAUAGUUCACAGAGUGACAGACUCGUGUCCACUUGAAAAUGUGUAACACUCUCGCAUGGUGCAGAAUGCUCACUUGUUGUUGCCUGUUAAAAGUCAGUUUGUCCAGUUUUGCCUAAUGAACACCUCUUUGGCUGAGCCAGCUGUGGCUAAAUGCACCAGUUGCAAUGUUGCCAGCAGUCUGGAUUUUUCCAACAUUUUAAAUGUGAACAUUCAGCAAAAACAAAAACCUUUUUGUACAUUUGAAACCAAUUUUAAUGAAAAACAAAUCAAACUGCUGUAUGAAUCACAACAAGUGUCAGAUGCAUUACACAAAGUGAAUUUCAUUUUCCAUAUCUUCUGUCUUAUUGCUGUACUGGUACUAUAAUGUUAAUGUUUGCUUGACAAAUGACUUUAACUGCAGACCAGUCAGACCGGAACAAGUAUGUCCAAAACACACCUCAAACACUCUUUUCCCCUAAUUUUGAUGACUGUGAAUAUAAUAAAUGUGAAAAUAAAACUGCUCAGGCAAUUGUUACAGUUUUGCACAAUUCUUUUACCUGUUCUAGUCCUAAUGCUAUUUUGUUUUG